Molecule: messenger RNA, 1488 nt
Organism: Truncatella angustata
Lineage: Eukaryota; Fungi; Ascomycota; Sordariomycetes; Amphisphaeriales; Sporocadaceae
Product: ubiquinone biosynthesis monooxygenase COQ6
Exons: 2
Coding region: 1-1488 (495 amino acids)
Biological process (GO): ubiquinone biosynthetic process
Cellular component (GO): mitochondrion
Molecular function (GO): FAD binding; 2-octaprenyl-6-methoxyphenol hydroxylase activity; oxidoreductase activity, acting on paired donors, with incorporation or reduction of molecular oxygen, NAD(P)H as one donor, and incorporation of one atom of oxygen
Source: RefSeq, a predicted model, not a curated record
AUGGAAACCGUUCUUUCGCGGAGCCAGAGGCUGCCAAGGGCAUCACUAAGUCUUUGUCGAGCCUGCAGCCGCCGUUUGGGCUCUCAGGGGCGCAUUUCGCGGCGCGCAUACUCAAGCCAACCGCAAACUGACAUCUAUGAUGUCGUAUGCGUGGGCGGCGGACCUGCUGGGCUCAGUCUUUUGACCGCUCUACGCUCCAAUCCGGUCACGGCCGGCCUUCGUGUAGCCCUCGUCGAAGCUCAGGACCUGUCGAAAACUCGAUCCUGGAAGCUCCCGCCCGAUCGGUUCUCAAACCGCUGCAGUUCCCUCACGCCCAAGUCGGCACGUUUCAUCGACCAGAUAGGAGCAUGGGAUCAUCUCCAGCGCGAACGAGUACAGCCGUACCACGAGAUGCAGGUCUGGGAUGGUGUGACCGAUGCACGGAUAGAGUUCGAUUGGGAAGAUGGUGCGAGGGCCGCAGGCACGAUUGCAUAUAUGACCGAAAACCUCAACCUGACGUCCGGCUUGCUGAAGAGGCUGGAAGCCGUCGGCGGUGCGGACGUCUUUGAUAAUGCGAAGGUUGAGAAUAUCACAUUGGGCGAAGAGACGGAAGAGCUGGAUCUUAGCCAGUGGCCUGUUGUCCAUCUCUCCGGAGGCAAACAAGUUGCCGCAAGACUGCUCGUCGGUGCCGAUGGUGCUAAUAGUCCGGUGAGAACUUUCGCUGGAAUCGGCAGCCGAGGAUGGGACUACCAGAGACAUGGCGUGGUUGCUACGCUUGAACUUGAAGGAGGCGGCUGGGCCGGGGACAACACGAAGAUUGCGUACCAGAGGUUCUUACCAACGGGGCCGGUAGCUAUGUUACCCAUGCCAGGGAACUAUUCAACACUUGUCUGGUCCACGACACCAUCGAACGCCGCUCUUUUGAAGAGCUUGCCGGCCAAAGAAUUCAUUGCUAUGGUCAACGCGGCAUUCCGACUAAGCACUGUAGAUCUCGAGUUCAUGCACACGAUACACGAAGGCCAGGAGGCCGAGUUGACGUGGAGGCUCCAACAUACUCCAGUGAAAACUCAGGCCGUACCUCAGGCCGUUGUUGGUGUUCAGGAGGGCACAGUGGCGUCUUUCCCGCUGAAGAUGCGCCAUGCUGAUACAUACAUUGGCGAGCGGGUUGCCCUCGUGGGUGAUGCAGCACACACAAUCCAUCCCUUGGCCGGGCAGGGACUGAACCAAGGCCAGGGCGACGUGGAAAGUCUUGUCAGUACCAUUGAGUAUUCCGUCCUACAUGGCGCGGAUUUGGGAACUCGCAUGUCACUGGAAACAUACAACCAGGAGCGAUAUGCUGCGAACCACGUGUUGCUUGGAGUAUGUGACAAGUUGCAUAAGCUGUACUCGGUUGAGCAUGGCCCAUUGGUACCCCUGAGAUCUCUUGGUUUCAACGCAGUGAAUGCGAUGAAGCCGCUGAAGAACUUCUUGAUGGGACAAGCAGCAGGGAAAGGCAUGAAGUUGUUUUAG